GAGUUCAGGGCUUCGAACGGCUUCUGCGCUGCAAAACGUAAAUGAGAAUUAUAGUAACGCGGCUCCCCAGCCGCGGGGACUUUCUGCGGGGGCUGGAACCAGCCUUGGGCAGCUCCGGGCUCUGCCGACACCAGCUCCUGAGCGGAGCCUGCAGGGGUCAGUAACCUUUGAGGAGCUGGCUGUGUAUUUCACGGAGGAGAAGUGGGCUGUGCUGGACCCCCAUCAGAGAGCUCUCUACAGGGACGUCAUGCAGGAGAACUAUGAGAACGUGACCGCAUUGGCAGGUGAUGGGACGCGGAGUGAGAACGAAGUGGGGAAUCUGCCUCAGGAAGGUCCUGAGCAAGUGCAAUGGCACAGAGCAUUAUCAGAGAACAUGUCCCACAGUCCUGAGCAAGGAGACACCUGUGAGAGUCAGCACAGGGCAGACAUGCAGCAGGGAACCCACCCAGGGAACAGACAGGAUAAAUCCACUCACCAGGGGGGCAGUUUGAAAGACCUUAAUAAAGACUUGAUGCAGCCGAGAAUCUGCCCCAAAGAUAAACUGUAUCAGUGUGCUGAGUGUGACAGAAGCUUCAAUCGGAGUUCAAACCUUCUUGUCCAUCAGAGAGUCCACACAGGAGAGAAACCCUAUAACUGCCCCAAGUGUGGGAAAAGCUUCAGUGAUGGCUCAGCCCUGACUAAACAUCAGAGGAUCCACACCGGAGAGACACCCUAUGUCUGCUCUGACUGUGGAGAAAGCUUCAAUCAGAGAUCAAACCUUACUGUACAUCAGAGAGUCCACACGGGAGAGAGACCCUAUAGCUGCCCUAACUGCGGGAAACGGUUCACUCACUUCUCAAACCUUGUUAAACACCAGACAAUCCAUGCGGGAGAAAAACCCCAUAAGUGCCCCAACUGUGGGAAACAUUUCAGAUGGAGUUCACAACUUAUUAAACACCUUGAUUCACACCAGAGAGCCCACAAGGGAGAAGAACCCUAUCGCUGCUCUGACUGUGGGAAACGCUUCAGUUAUAGCUCACACCUUAAUAGACAUCAAAUUAUCCAUACCGGAGAAAGACCCUAUAAAUGCCCCGACUGUGGGAAAAGCUUCAAGCUGAGCUCCAUCCUUCUUGUACAUCAGAGAAUCCACACGGGGGAGAGACCCUAUCACUGCCUUGAAUGCGGGAAAAGCUUCUGUGACAGCUCAGGCCUUAUUAGACAUCGGCGAAUCCAUACCGGGGAAACACCCUUUCAAUGUUCUGUCUGUGGGAAAAGUUUCACUCGGAAAUCGCAUCUUAUUUCACACCAGAGAACCCACACGGGAGAGACACCCUAUAAAUGUUCUGUCUGUGGAAAAAGCUACAAGGUGAAGGUCUCUCUAAUGUCCCACCAGAAACUCCACACAGGAUAGCAUGUGGCAGGAGCUCUCCCUGUGAGGCAACGGGUCUCUGCCCUUCCAAAGCAAAGUAUAAAUAUGCUGCAAUAGCAGAUGGUCUGGGUAGGGGCAGCAGGUGGGCAGAUGGUUUGGGUUUCAGUGGGGAGUGGUUGGUGGAGGCCAGAGGAGGAGAGAACACUGGGUACGGUGGGAGAUGGGUCAUUUCAGGGUCUGGGGAGAGCAGGCAAUGGGAUUAGUGGGGAGACAUUUCUGCAGGUUCCCCAUACACUUUCCAAUGUAGAGAAAAAGUAAAAAUGCUGCAUUGCAGUUUGCGUCUGAGUUGUCUCUGUAGCUCCUAAGCCCUCUUGGGGCAGGGGGAUUUAUUUAGGGAAGCAGCGAGGGGCCCUGUGGGGCCAUAGUGAUAAAGCAGAUUGCUGCCAAUCUGCAGUGACAGGAUAUCAGAGCAAUUCACCGUUUAUUGGAAUCCUCUGCAGACAGGGUGGGGGAAAUUUGGGAAUUCAUGGUGGAGAUUCCCCAGUGAGGUGGGGUUUUGCACUGUUCCUACGAGGGCAGUAUUGUAUAAUAGGGAGAACAGGGGGCAUUGGGACACAGGACUCCGGCUCUGAGAGGGGAGUGAGGUCUAAUGGGUUAGAGCAGGGAGGACUGGGAGCCCUGGGUUCAAUAACCAACUCUGCUAGUGUCUCCUGGUGUGAUCUUGUACCAGCCACCUCCCCUCCUCUCCGUGCAUCUAUUGUUUCAUCCCUACAAUGCACAUACUAGCAGUCACUCACCUCCCCAUGGAGCUAUGAGAUUGUCACUAGUUACUGUGUAUUCAGUGGCUCAGGAGGAAAGAGGCACCAUGGGAGGAAAGUUGCAUUAUUACCAUUAUUGUAAUGCGUUGUAUUAUUAUGUGACAUUCUCCUGUUCCUUGCUGGGUCUCUGUCAGGGGGAGUGUGUUACAGAGCUGAAGGGAAGGGUUUUAGCUAGGUUCCCUUGUCCUUGUUCUCAGGCACAGGCUGUUACACACUCAGAUUAUUCCUGAAACAACUGCCCUGGGUGGGAGUUUCUCCUUGUUUCAGGAUGGUCGGGGAGGGGAGAAGGUCUCGUGUUUCAAGGCAUUCAGGUUUCAGGUUAACCAGCAUUUCUCAGUGAAGUUUUUACAUCAAUGGGUUUUUGAUUUUCCAAAUAAAUUUCCUGGUCAAAUG
This is a messenger RNA of Emys orbicularis (European pond turtle), 2559 nucleotides long. RefSeq names its product zinc finger protein 239-like. The record is from RefSeq and is a predicted model, not a curated record. Bases 248 to 1390 code for a protein of 380 amino acids. The transcript has 3 exons. Lineage: Eukaryota; Metazoa; Chordata; Testudines; Emydidae.